AUGAAACCUAAACAACUGAAAGAGGAUUCGGACAAGAGUGUAGAUGAGGACACUAUAGAACCGAAGACUCGUGCCCGUAAGAAAGCUUCAGAUACAACAGAAGAAGAGAAGAGUAAACCUAAUCAAGAUGAACAGAAACCUUCCAAAGAACCCAAGAAAGCUGUGGGUAAACCUAAAGCAGUUGUUAAUAAACGACCUCUUGGCAUAAGGAAAACUUUAAGGAGUAAAAAAGUUAUAGCUACUAAGGAGAAACUACGGAAUGUUGUAAAACACCAUGUUAAAAGAGGGAGAAAACCAGCAGUAAAAAGUGAACCUGAUAAUUCUCAAGAAAAAGAAACCGUCCCAUUGAUACCUGCGUCUGAAAUAAAGAAAGAACCUAUUGACGAUACUACACCAAACUCUAGGUCCUCAAGUCCAAAGACUGCUGGCAGAAGGCAAAGAUUUAGCUCUGAUAUGGUCAUGAUGAAAUCUGUCUUAGGAGAUUCACCAAAUACACUGGUACUAGGACCUAGAACUAGUCCAUACUCAAUGCGCUCAGAAAGAAGCAAUAGUCCAUCAAUGUUUGAAGGCAAGAACUUGAGAAGUGGAAAACCUAGAAGUGCAAAGAGUAAACUCCUGAGUGAAGUAGUAAUGAAAGAGCAAAAGAAAAGACGAAGACUGCUCUCAGAUUCAAAGACAUCAGAAGCCCCAGAAGCUAGUGAAGAUUGCAAGAAAUUGAAAAGAGGACGGUCCUGUUCACGAGAUGGCAGUGAAAUCUCUAAAUGCUCAGAUAUCACAGAAUCAGAUAUUAGCCUGAGUGAAACUCUUAAUGACACAGACAGCAAAGAGCUCAACAAAAAAUUAGAUAAACCUAAGACUGACCUAGAUGUAGAUAUUGAAAAUAAUUUACAGAUCUCGACUGUUGGAAAAGUGCCUUCUCUUAAUGUUGACUCCAAAUUGUCUGAAACCAAGAUGGAUACAGAGCCUAGUUCUAUUGUAAAUGAAAAGGAUAAGAAAAAAUUGAGCUUAAAAAGAACUACUUCAUUAGACUCUGACAACAAUAAUAGUAAUAGACUUAAGUUAGAGAAUUUAAAUGUAUCAGAAGUAGAAGAAAAAUUGUUGCCGAAGACUGAAAAUGAUACGCUUUUUGAGGAACGUAGUAGUAUAUUAACCAGUAUGUCAAAGACAUUUAAUUCAAAAGAAGUUUCUAAGAAUAUUAGAAAAGCUAGAAGAGGAAAAAAGGCAGCAGCUGCAGGGAGAUCUAGCAGUACUCAAGUUGCUAAAAAUGGGAUAAGCAGUACAAUAACUAAUGACCCCUCUGAAGACAAACAUGAAACUUUGGACACCCUGUCUAAAGAAAUUAAUGAUCUCAUAAAUGAUCUUGAUCAAAACAUAGACCGGGAUCAAGCAUUGGCAAAUGGCACAAAUCUUACCAUUGACCAAAUGCAAUCUAAACCUGUUGCCAAGUUUUAUGGUUUGUCGAAGCCUCUAGGAGAUAAUAACAGCAUUGUAACUCCGGAAACACCGGUUAAAGAUAAAGAUACAAUAUCAGCAUUAACCAAUGAAAUAACCCCUUCAAAAAUUGAUGACAGUGAGAACAUAAGGCUCCGUUAUGAGGAAGACUCGGUUGAAAAGUCAUCUGAUGGUAGGAAGCAUGAAAUACCAUACAAUUGUCCAACAGUUGCUAGUAUAGAUAAACUUAUGGAUAGGCUUAAGGAAUUUGAAGAAUUUGACAAGCGAAGACAAAGACAAGAAUCUGAAUCAAAGUUAAAUGAUAAUAAGACAGUAAUGGUGACCAAUGAUGUUGUGCUGAUACCAAAAUCUGGAGCAGAUAUCAAACCUCUUAAAGACAUCCAACCUGCAAGAUCUCCAGAGAAACAUAUUGAAAAGGAAAAUGUUCUAAGUUGCUUUGAAAAUAAUUCAGCAAUUUCAAUCGUUAAAAGAGAUCAGGUUAGAAAAUCAAUUGAUGUGGACCUGCCUAAUUCUGUUACUUUGAUUAAAAGGAAUAGUUUCAGCGCACGUAAAGAAUCAACAAACUCAAACCAUUCAAAAGAAUCUGAUGCAAUAAGUGUAUUUGAGAAAUCCCUGGGCAAAGAUGUAACAUUAACUGAAUUAAGGAAAUCGGUAGAUAAGGCAUCACCUCCAGCUCAAAUAGAUUUGCAUCAAUUUGCAACACUACAUCCCACCCCUCCAAGCCAAGCUCUAGUUGGGAUAGUUUUGGAUUCAAGUCAGAUAUCUAUUACUCCUCGGGUAGUUGAACCCAAAGUUAAUAGUAGCGAUAUUCAAAUAACAAAGCGCAAAUCUAGAGAUUCGCUCUCAAGAAAAUCUUCAGAAUCUGGUGUCGACGGUGACGAAAAAAUUGCGACUAUCGAAAAGAUUAAAUCGCCACCACAUCAGAUCAAGUCACAAGUGAUAUCAAUUACGCCCACUCCAGUCGCUGUUAAAUCUCCUGAGGCGGUACAAGCAAUGGAAACAGAAGCACUUGCCCCUCCCUUAGAUAACAUAAAAGCAAUACCUGAAAACAUAUCACAUGCUUCAGAAUCGAUAAAGACUGAUUUGAGUACCGAGCCUGAUAAUGAAUUAGACAAACACGAAACUAACACCGAUGUCCACAAUGAGACUGAAAAAACUGAAGCUGCAACAGUUCCUGAAAACGAAACGUGUGUUCCUGAUAUUCCAGUCAAGGAAGACCUUGUUAAAGUCCAGCAAGAAGUUGUUACAGCUAAUGUAGAACCUGAUAAAGCCAAGGAAGACAUUAUUAAGCCCAUGGACAUCAUAGAGCCAAGUGAACCAAAUAAAACGGUAGAUACGGAAACCGAAGUCCCAGAGCCUAAGAGUCCUAAAGUAAAAUCGGCACGUAAUUCCACAGAAAGUCAACCAGGUCCCAGUAACAUGCUUCAUGAAACUCCUGAAAGUCAGCAGCGCAAGGAAAAUGUCCUCCGAACUCUUGGUUUACUCACUCACAAAGCUGCUAAUGAGGCUAAAAUAGAGAAGUUGAAAGAGAAAGAGCGUAUAUACGGACCCAACUAUUGCGGCCUUAUGGGGAAUAAGGGCAAAGCAAAGUCGGGCGAUUACACUGGAACAUUAAAGACUGUGAUAAAAUUAAGCCGCAAUUCAGGAGAUAGGGAAAAGAAAAAACAGAAGACAUCUUUGAAGAUGACCUUCCAGAAGACCAAGCCCAGAUCGGGGAAGCUGGCGCCGGAGGUUGGUGAGGCAGUCGGCGAGGAUUACUACACCAUUGAGAGGCGCGAGGGCGGCGCGGGCGCUACGUCAGACGGUGGGCACAGAAAGUCACAUUACAGUAAUCGGCUUAACAACCAUGAUGCGGAAGCGGUGCCGGAGCCCGAGCCGUCGAAAGACACUCCAAACUUAGUGAUUCCCGAAAAGGCAUCUUCAUUCAGUAUACAUCCAGGGCGACUUUGCAUGGACCAGUGCUUCUAUUGCGGCGGCAAAUUUGGACUCUUCGACACUCCAUGUCACAUCGCACAAAUGAAGAGCAGUGAACGGCAACGGAAAGUGCUGGACAAUGAGGAGAAACUGACCAUAGACAGUUGUCUAUGCGACGCUUGCUACCGACACGUAGACCGAAGAGCCAACUGUCCCUCAUAUCGCAAAAGGCCACUCGUGAAGCCUCCAGAUACGCCUCAGCAGCCUUCGCCACCUGACAAUGUCAUGGAGAACCCUCGGAGUCCUUCAAUGGAAGAGAUGGACGAGAGCUCAGAAGAGGCGAAUCCAGCCCGCGAAGUUCGCAGAGCUACUUGCCAUACAGCGGGCUGCAGUGCCUUAGCUGAGCACUCCAUACGAAGGAAAUGGCUUAUCAAGAUGAGAUCUAGCGUUAAUAAACUGCUGAAGCUGGAGUGCGACUACCCGGGGCUGCACACGAUCCCGCUGUGCGCUGAGCACCACCGCGCGCUGGCGCCGCUCAUGGCGUGCGUGCUGUGCCGCCGCCGCAUCACCAAGCACCACAACGUGCACUUCAUACACCACGGCUACUUGGAACUGAACCCACUACUGAAGGAUGCUGGUGUGCCAGUGCAGUUCACCGAGCGGCCCGUGCUGUGCAAAAUGUGCAGAAACUAUUGCACGCUGCUACAGCGGCCAGGGCACAAUGAUAAAUAUGCACAGGCUUGUAGACGCAGGUUACUUCAAAUAUACGAAAUAGAGCUACCGCCCGAACUGGAAAGUGAAAUGGAAAACACAUUCAUCCUAGACGACAACAGUAUCAGUGGUGGAAAACAGAAAAAGAAAGCUCGCACAAAAUCUAAACAGCGCAAGUCUGCAGAACCUGAUGCAAAACCCGAUAGUGAAUCUUCUGAAAGAAUGACAGAAAGCUCUCCUGAAAAAGAAAAAGUUAAAGAUAGUAAUGAAUCCAAUAACUCAAAUCCGAUAGAAGAGGACAUAGAAAGUCUGAUAUCAUCAAAUAAAAUACCUGUUCCUAACGCAACGAAGCAGCCAGAAGGAAUGCAAAGUGACGGUUCAGAGUCAGAAACAGUAUUUGAUUUUGACACUCCCUUACUUCCACUGGACAAACGAACGGAAUUACAGUAUCUCCUCCAGAAACAAAACAAUCCCAAGCAAUUCAUACAGAAGCCUCCAAACUUGACACAAAAGCAAAAGAAUAUCCUGAAAGUGCAUAAUGUGGGCAUACAGAAACCGGGACAACAGAACAGAAUAAAUGAUAAAAAUUCAAAGAGAAUUCACAAAAUUGGUCAAAUAUUCACCCACAAAGACAAAACCACCAAAAAGGACAGUGAUGUAGAAAUGUUCGAUUCCGAGAAAUCGAAGGAAAUAACUAUCCUACAGAACAUAUCUCUAAAUGACGAAUGUACUAUAGAAUCAAUACCUAAUAAGAAACCAGCGGAUAUCAACACCCUUAAGAAUAAAUGGCAAAUGUCUGAAAGUUUCACCCAGGUGAAGAAAAACCUUAGUGAACUAUCCAAAAAAUUGUCUGUAGAUAAAGAACCAAAGAAAGUAAAUGAGACAAAAUACUCAAAUCCGGUUAAGAGAUUAGAAACUAAUCCUUCUAUAUCAGUUAGAGAGCUGUUUCCGGGUGAAGAAGAAAUGAAUUUGCAAUGUAACAUAGAAUUUAAUAAUGUCAAAGGAAUUACACCUGAGGGUUGGGAAAAAUGUAAUACGCAGAUUCAGUAUGAUCUGGAAACAAAGAAACUUUGGAAUGAACUUCAAAGGCCUUAUGGAAACCAAUCAAGUUUCCUCCGGCAUCUUAUUCUGCUUGAAAAAUACUUUAGAAGCGGUGAUCUAGUGCUAUCUCAUAACGCGUCACCUAACGCGGCAACUUACAGUGAUUCAGUGCAAAGUAGACUCCGAGCAUAUGACAAUGUAGUGACCGAUGCACCUAGAAAAAGUGAGCCCGCUAUCAGCCUGAUAGAGUUCCGCAAAAAGCCGUCCGUUAACGGCAAGAGUCUUCUCAAAUCAAGUCAAAAUACAGAAGAGAAAGAUCCAAAGAAAUUUAUGCCACCCCCCGGAUCAGUUCCUAAGCCAAACAAACCUAAGACUACAGAAAAGCCUAAGUCUAAACCUCUGCCGCCAGAGCUCAUAGCAAUAAAUACACCUAAUGCUCAAGGUAGGAAAGCGAUACAGAAUGUAUUGCACAAUAUUCAGCAGUUGGUUAAGGGAGUGUCAGCUUCUGACCCCACCGAAGUUGCAGCGGCGCCACUUCCGGCUCCAAAGUUCGAGCCACCAAAAGAGAAGAAAGAGACCUCACCAAAAUCAGAUACACCUAAGAAGACCAAAACUACGAGUAAACCGUGGCGACCUACUUUAAUGCCUAUUACUCCGGAAAACCUAGCGAAAAUCGCUCGGGAACCCACUCAAGUUGCAGUUGAUGGACGAACCUUACCAAGCUUGGUACAAGUGAUGUCUUCGGGCAAACGGUACCAUAUAACUUUACAAGAUUACAAUAAGAUGUGCAUAAUGAGGCGUGAGAAGCUCCAACAGUUGCAUGACGGCGAGUCCAAGGUCAAAAAACCGUCCGAUGAAACAACAGUAGUCACAGAAGUCCAGACGUCGACUAUGCUGGGCAACGGUGGCACAGUUGUCCAAAAUAUCCCAACCGAAAAAGAGUCUGAAAAGAAAGAUGUACCGGAUCUUCAAAUCGGUACAAAUGCAGCAACAAUACUGAAAAAUGUUGGCUUAAAGAACAUAACUAUAGCGCCCAUCCCACCGAAGACAGCGACUGUCACAUCGCAGACCCUUUCACCAGUUGUGUCAUCACCAUCCCUGCUUGUGACUUCAACACCUAUCAAAAUUCCUCAACUAGGACCAGCUGUGUCCAUUACUAGCGAAACCGUGCUAACUCCAAAUAUGCCGAUAAUGGCAGCCAGUCAUAUGGUCAUGCCGAAGAUACCAAAGUCGUUGACAGUGAUCCCACAAACGGUUAUUGCAAGCCAACCGUUGCCGGUUCCUGUUGCGACCGUGGCGCCCUCUCAGGCUGUGGUUUCGACUGAACAAAGGCCAUAA
Molecule: messenger RNA, 6456 nt
Organism: Parnassius apollo (apollo)
Lineage: Eukaryota; Metazoa; Arthropoda; Insecta; Lepidoptera; Papilionidae
Source: the annotation of a GenBank genome assembly